Anisakis simplex (herring worm) is the source of this 1833-nucleotide messenger RNA. Lineage: Eukaryota; Metazoa; Nematoda; Chromadorea; Rhabditida; Anisakidae. The record is from the annotation of a GenBank genome assembly.
AUGGACAAUAUUAACAAUACUACUGAUGCAAAUUCGAACAGCAACGGUGAAACAAAUGUUGUGUCAUCAGCAUCGAAUGCUGCAUCCAAGUCAUCGGCAGUGUCUUCGGAUUUACCGCAGACCGAUCGUGCUACCGAUAAGAAGAUUGAUAAGAAUGAGAAGACGGCUGAUAGAGCUGUUGAUAACGUGGAAAAUGUUGAUAAUAUUGCAGAUAAAUGUGAAGUGAUUGGUGCAAAAGAUGAAGAGGAUGAGGAGUACUUCUUGAAUGAAGAAUUUGAUGAGAAGGAAUCAGAUGAGGACGAAACACAGAAAGGCAGUGAUAGUGAUGGUAUUGGGGAUGCGAACGAGGCGUUGCAAGAGGCUCGUCAAAUAUUGACCGAAGGACGUGCACGUGAGAAUCCCUUCGAGAAGGUCUUAGAAGAGUCAACGACUGUUCAGGUGCUGAAAGUGGGAAGUUAUUGUGAUCCGAUAGAAGUGUUGGUGAGUAGAAGUACAGUGACAUCACAGCCAAAUACCGAUGAUGAAGAGGAAGAGCACGAGAGGACGGCUUUAAUUUCGGGUGGGUUUGUGUUAUGGGUGAUGCUUUCAAAAUCACCGUUCUAUGGAAUAGUGGAAGCGCCAGCCGAGUUAUACCAUCGCUUUUCACGUUCACGAACGAACACCUACUCUCAAGCGAUCACACCAGCCCAGCAACGCCAGCCUCAUCACACUUGCUGUAAACACACUCAUCGAAGAACGAGUAGUUACGAUGAAUCCAUUCAGCAACAGCAUCAGCCAGCCACUAAGAAUACUACCGUGAAAUACCGUCGAAAACGUGGCGAUAGCUGGAGACCUUCUGCCGGAGAUGCGGGAUCGGAGGAUGAUGCUGAACUCGAGGUGAAAGUGGAGCAUAUGUGUGUUGAUGAAGAGGGCGAACAUCUGGUGAAGAAGACUUGGGAGGCGAAAUGGCGAGUACAGAAGUACGAAUAUCUGCCGGGGUGGUUACAGGAUAAUGAGUAUUUGAGACAUGGACAUCGACCUCCUUUGCCGAGCUUUGCUGAGUGCUUCAGGAGCAUUCUCUCGUUGCACACUGAAACGGGCAAUAUUUGGACACACCUGAUUGGAUGUGUUGCGUUCGCGUUGUUGGCCACAUGGUUCUUGACACGACCCGACACGCACAUCAAAUUUCAAGAGAAGAUCGUGUUUUCGUUCUUUUUUGCGGGUGCGAUUCUGUGCUUAGGGGCAUCGUUCGCCUUUCAUACGGUGUGUUGUCAUUCGGUUGCUGUGGUGCGCAUCUUCUGCAAACUGGAUUAUAUGGGUAUAUCACUGUUGAUUAUCGGUUCGUUCAUUCCGUGGGUGUAUUAUGGGUUUUAUUGUCGACGUGAACCAAAAAUCACGUAUAUAGCGAUGGUGAGUGUGCUGGGUUCUGGAGGGGUGGUGGUCUCGUUGUGGGAUAAGUUUAGCGAGUCGAGAUUCAGACCGCUCAGGGCUGGUGUAUUCGUAGCGAUGGGGCUGAGUGGAGUGAUACCGACGAUUCAUUUUAUGAUAACUGACGGUUUAAAGCCGCUGUUCGCUGAGGCAGCAUUUCACUGGCUCCUAUUAAUGGCUACGCUCUAUAUUGUUGGUGCAGUUCUGUAUGCCACCCGCACGCCGGAACGUUUUUUCCCGGGGAAGUGCGAUAUUUGGUUCCAAUCACAUCAGUUGUUCCAUGUGUGUGUGGUGGCAGCAGCAUUCGUGCAUUACUACGGCAUAAGUCAAAUGGCGAUGCAUCGUCUAACGUCACCGUGUCCAAUGGACAGUGCCUUUCAUAGCAUGGUGGAGGGAGUGGUGAAGACUGUGCAUGAUUCACUUUAA